Molecule: messenger RNA, 4314 nt
Organism: Acomys russatus (golden spiny mouse)
Lineage: Eukaryota; Metazoa; Chordata; Mammalia; Rodentia; Muridae
Gene: Ehbp1
Product: EH domain binding protein 1
Exons: 25
Coding region: 439-4047 (1202 amino acids)
Molecular function (GO): protein binding
Source: RefSeq, a predicted model, not a curated record
CAUUUUGACUGGCAUGAAGCUCUACCAAUGGUGCGCCCAGGCCUUCCUAAGGCCCGCCCCCCAGGGAGGCGGGGCUCUUGCAGGCUCGGCCAAUGGCGGCGGGGCGGACCGCUGUUGAGCCGCCGUGGCUAGGUUCUCCAGGAUACGCGUCCUAUAAGCCCCGGAGGUGGAAUGGUGAUGUCUCCAUGAGGGAACCGCCUCUCACUCAUCGUGUCAUGUGUAUCACCUGUUCUUGACUGGGCCGUUCAUCUAAGAUAGGACUUAACCCGUAAAACAGGGAGAAGACUUAAUGGACUCCAAGCAUCAUUUCAAGUUAUAGGUUUUUUUUAUUGUUUGUUUGUUUGGCAAGUAUAGACAUACAUGCAGAGCUCUCGUGCUUUAUUAAAGCUGCUGUGUUGGUAAUCCAGAGCUGUCCCAGUCUACUGACCCAUCAUCACCAUGGCUUCGGUUUGGAAGCGGCUACAACGUGUGGGAAAACACGCCUCCAAGUUCCAGUUUGUGGCCUCCUACCAGGAGCUGAUGGUUGAGUGUACAAAGAAAUGGCAGCCAGAUAAACUGGUGGUGGUCUGGACAAGAAGAAGCCGAAGGAAAUCUUCCAAGGCUCACAGCUGGCAGCCUGGAAUAAAAAACCCAUACCGUGGUGUCGUGGUCUGGCCUGUCCCUGAAAACAUUGAGAUCACUGUGACACUUUUUAAGGAUCCUCAUGCAGAAGAAUUUGAAGACAAAGAGUGGACAUUUGUCAUUGAGAAUGAAUCCCCUUCUGGUCGGAGGAAAGCUCUUGCUACUAGCAACAUUAAUAUGAAGCAGUAUGCAAGCCCUAUGCCAACUCAAACUGAUGUCAAGUUAAAAUUCAAGCCGUUAUCUAAGAAAGUUGUGUCUGCCACGCUCCAGUUUUCGUUAUCGUGUAUCUUCCUUCGAGAAGGAAAAGCGACGGAUGAAGAUAUGCAAAGUCUGGCUAGUUUGAUGAGCAUGAAGCAGGCGGACAUUGGCAAUUUAGAUGAUUUUGAGGAAGAUAAUGAAGAUGACGAUGAGACGCGAGUGAACCAAGAGGAAAAGGCAGCAAAAAUUACAGAAAUUGUAAACCAGUUGAAUGCUCUGAGCAGCUUAGAUGAAGAUCAAGAUGACUGCAUAAAGCAAGCAAAUAUGCCUUCAGCUAAAUCAGCCAGUUCCUCUGAAGAACUUAUCAACACACUUAACUUUUUGGAUGACACACCAAAGGACUUGGCCACUGUGAAUACAAAUCCAUUCGAUGAACCAGAUGUAACAGAAUUCAAUCCAUUUGGAGAUCCAGACUCAGAAGGUGUCCAGACUCCACAGUAUUUGAACCCAUUUGAUGAGCCAGAAACUUUUGUCAUGAUAAAGGAUUCUCCGCCCCAGUCUACAAGAAGGAGAAAUCUGAGGCCUGUGGACAUGAGCAAGUACCUCUAUGCCGAUAGUCCCAAGGGCGAAGAGGAGCUGGAUGAAUCAAAUCCUUUUUAUGAGCCUAAGCCAACUUCUCCAAAUAAUUUGGUCAAUACAGUUCAAGAAGGGGAAACUGAACGGAGAGUGAAAAGAAAGGCCCCAGCACCACCAGCCCUCACGCCAAAGACAGCAGCAAAUGAGAGCACAGUUGUUUCUACAGGCAGAGAUCUCGCGACUUCCCCUAAGCCAAGCCCAAUACCAAGUCCUGUUCUAGGGCAAAAGCCAAAUGCUAGCCAGUCGCUGCUUGCGUGGUGCAAAGAGGUUACGAAAAACUACCGGGGCGUGAAAAUCACUAACUUUACUACGUCAUGGAGGAACGGGUUAUCUUUCUGUGCAAUCUUACACCACUUUAGACCAGACUUGAUCGACUACAAGUCUCUGAAUCCUCAAGAUAUUAAAGAAAAUAACAAAAAGGCUUAUGAUGGAUUUGCCAGCAUUGGAAUCUCCCGUUUACUGGAACCUUCUGAUAUGGUUUUAUUAGCAAUCCCUGACAAGCUGACUGUUAUGACUUAUCUCUAUCAAAUAAGGGCACAUUUUAGCGGCCAAGAACUAAAUGUGGUCCAGAUAGAAGAAAACAGCAGUAAAAGCACGUAUAAAGUUGGAAAUUAUGAAACAGACACAAACAGUUCUGUGGAUCAAGAAAAAUUCUAUGCCGAGCUCAGCGACCUGAAGCGCGAGCCUGAAGCGCAGCAGCCUGCCGGUGGGGCCGUGGACCUCCUGUCGCAGGACGACUCUGUGUUUGUAACUGACAGCGGAGUGGGAGAGUCGGAAAGUGAGCACCAGACUCCACAUGAUCACCUUAGUCCAAGCACAGCCUCCCCUUCCUGCCGCAGGACUAAAAGUGACACGGAGCCCCAGAAGUCUCAGCAGAGCUCCGGAAGGACUUCAGUGUCUGAUGACCCUGGGCUAAGUUCUAGUACCGAGUCAGCCCAAGCGCUGGUUUUGUUAGGCAAGAAGAGGCUACUGAAAGCCGAGAACUUAGAAUUAAGUGACUUACAUGUCAGUGGUCAAAAGAAGGCGGUGUCUCCACCCUCAAGUCACGAGCAAAAGCUUCAGGCUGUAAAUACCGAUAGUGACUUGGAACAAGAGAAAAUAGACGAUUCCAGAUCUUUAGAGUGCAGAGUGGAUGGUGAGUCAGCUAUCAAAAGGCCAAGCUUAUCCCCUCCUUCUAAACUUGGAUAUUCAUACAAUAGAGAGACAGACUUUGCGAAAAAAACAUGUGCUUCUCUGAGGCAGACAGAGUCGGAUCCAGAUGCCGACAGAAACACUUUAAAUCACGCAGACCACCACCCCACCAAAACAGUUCAGCACCGAAUGUUGUCUAGACAAGAGGAGCUGAAAGAAAGAGCGAGAGUUCUGCUUGAGCAAGCCAGAAGAGAUGCAGCUGUCAAGGCGGGGAGCCAGCACAGUGGCAGCGCAGCCCCCCCACUCUGCAGCAGGCAGCUAAGUGAUCAGCAAGAUGAAGAGAGACGUCGGCAGCUGAGAGAGAGGGCUCGUCAGCUAAUAGCAGAAGCUCGAUGCGGAGUGAAGAUGUCAGAACUCCCCAGCUAUGGCGAAAUGGCUGCAGAAAAGUUGAAAGAAAGGUCAAAGGCAUCUGGAGAUGAAAAUGAUAAUAUUGAGAUAGAUACUAACGAGGCGAUCCCUGAAGGCUUUGUUGUAGGAGGUGGAGAUGAACUUACUAAAAUAGAAAGUGACCUUGAUACUCCCGCAGAACAAAAUAGUAAGUUGGUGGACUUGAAGCUGAAGAAGCUCUUAGAAGCCCAGCCACAGGUGGCAAACUCGCUCUCCGGUGCUGUCCAGAGAACUGUAGCUGAUACCUCAGAGCCAGGAGAAAAGAAUGGCACAGAAGAUCUCCGGACGGACCGAUUACAAAAAGCAACAGAACGGUUCAGGAAUCCUGUUGUGUUCAGCAAGGAUUCUACAGUCAGAAAGACUCAGCUGCAGUCUUUCAGUCAGUAUGUUGAAAAUAGACCAGAGAUGAAAAGACAGAGAUCAAUACAGGAGGAUACAAAGAGAGGAAGUGAGGAGAAGGCAACGCUAACUGAAACUCAGAGGAAGCCAUCAGAAGAUGAAGUACUUAAUAAAGGGUUCAAAGACACCAGUCAGUAUGUUGUGGGAGAGUUGGCAGCACUAGAAAAUGAGCAAAAGCAAAUUGACACCCGUGCCGCGCUGGUGGAGACGCGCCUGCGCUAUCUCAUGGACACAGGAAGGAACACAGAAGAAGAGGAAGCCAUGAUGCAGGAAUGGUUCAUGCUAGUUAAUAAGAAAAAUGCCCUGAUAAGGAGGAUGAACCAGCUGUCGCUUCUGGAAAAAGAACAUGACUUGGAGCGAAGGUAUGAGCUGCUGAACCGGGAACUGCGGGCGAUGCUGGCCAUUGAAGAUUGGCAGAAGACAGAAGCCCAGAAGCGACGGGAACAGCUCCUGCUGGACGAGCUAGUGGCCCUGGUGGACAAGCGAGACGCCCUUGUCAGGGACCUGGACGCUCAAGAGAAGCAGGCCGAAGAAGAAGAUGAGCAUUUGGAGCGAACUCUGGAGCAAAACAAAGGCAAGAUGGCCAAGAAGGAGGAGAAGUGCGCUCUUCAGUAGCCUUAGGCCAGACCUGUCCCCGCGUCGCGAUCUUAGGUCCCCGGCCAGAAACAGGCUGGCUGAUUGAAAACUUUUUAACGUUUUGUUGGACUGCAUUGUUCUUCCGGGCCAUCGCCCCUUUCCCUCCUCUCCAGAAAACAUACAGAGCUCCAGCUAGCUUUCAGGACUCUUUGUGAGUUAGUCAUGAAGUCAUUUUGGAAAUCAUGUGAAGUAGAUUUGCACCGACACCUUGUGGAUGACUGGUAAUGAAGAUGCUGAAGAAACUGU